AUGGUUAGAGUUUGUUUGAUUCUUUAGGAAAAUGGCUUUUUGAGAAUACAAGUUACUAUUGAAUGUUAAGAGCCAUUUUUAAAUUAAAAACAUGGAUUUCUGGAGGAGGUUUGUUCAGAAGAAAUUCUUUUCUUUUAAUUUGAAUCUAUUGUGCCUGAAUAGAAAUUGGGGAAUUAACUAGAGGAAAUGAAUACAUUUUUAGGAAUUUAAUUAGAGAAGAAAGAAUAUGAGGAGUAGAAUGGUGAGUUUCAUUUGUAAAGGAAUUUAGAGCCAACAAGAAAAAGAAGAUUAAAAUCAAUGUGA
This is a messenger RNA of Paramecium octaurelia, 303 nucleotides long. The record is from the annotation of a GenBank genome assembly. NCBI's taxonomy places the organism in Eukaryota, Ciliophora, Oligohymenophorea, Peniculida, Parameciidae.